AUUUACUUAAAUAACUCUGUUCAAUGCUUAAAAGUCUAAUCAUAACUAUUGUGUGUAUUAUAAUACAUUUCAUAAUUUAUGAUUAUACAGUUGGUUUUGUCUUUAUAUCAACGUGUAAUAAUGAAUCUACUAUGAUCAAUGAAACUAUGAAUUGUACACAUUCACGUUGGUUGUCUGCACGGGGUUUACCAAAUGAAUCCCAGUUGGUCAAUUAUAGAAUAAGAAGAGUUCAAACUUUAAAAAAUUGUUUCCUUGAUUGUCAAUCUAAUCCUAAUUGUCAUGCCUAUUCAUUUCAACUUAAUUUAUCAACAAUAUGUAAACUAUACGAUAAACCUAUUGGUCGAUCUGUACCAAGAAGUAAUCUGACCUCAUAUCAAUUUGGAACAAGAGCAUGUUGCAAUAUCAGUAAUGACUACAUGGUGCUGGUAUUUUGUUCACCAUGCAGUUACUGUCAAAAUGUGAUAAACUGUAGUGCAACGAGAUGGGUUGGUCGUCCAGGAUUACCAGUAAAGAGUUUCAUCGCCAAUUAUACACUGGCGGUGGUCAAUACUACAAAAAGCUGCCUAGAUGAAUGUCAACUAAAUACACAAUGCUUUGCAUAUUCCCAUAGUUUGAAUGCGUCAACACAAUGCACUCUUUACAACAGGACAAUUAAAAGAGUUUCAGAUGAUCCGGAUAUCUUAUUGUCAUAUGCAUAUGCAACCAUGGAUUGCUGUUGUAGGUUUUCGCCGGGGGCGGGAGUUUCUUUAUUAAUAAUUUUUCGUAUGUUUUUUAAAUUCAUUUUUAUGCUUUAGUGAAUAAACCACUACUAAUGAUAGGAAUUAACAACAUGAUGUCAUAUACUACUGACUAGUUAUUUGAAAUAAGUAGUUUGUAACCAAUUAUGUCAACGAUAUCUAAGGGUUAACAUGAAGUAAUUUUUCG
Messenger RNA from Trichobilharzia szidati, 924 nucleotides. NCBI's taxonomy places the organism in Eukaryota, Metazoa, Platyhelminthes, Trematoda, Strigeidida, Schistosomatidae. The record is from the annotation of a GenBank genome assembly.